AGGGCGGAGCCCGGGCCGCCGCGGGUGCCGGGGGACGCUCGGCGGCGCGGGACUCGGGUCGCGCGGGUCUGGGGCUCCCGGCGGCGACGCGGGCGGCGGGCCGCUUCCCAGCGGGGGGAAGGGCCUCCGUGCGCCGGCGUCGCGCGGGGUGAGGCCGGGCGCCCAGGAGGUGGGGCCGGGAGGCCUGCGGGCUGCCGGGCCUAGCCUGUCACGUUGCUAGGGUAUUCAUUUUCCAUAUGAAGACACUGAGGCACGGAGAGGCUGACGUCACAUCAGAAGCUUGCCGAGAUGCCCGUCGUGGUAGGAGACAUCAUGAAGCUGCUCUGCUCCAUUUCCGAGGAGAGGAAAAUGAAGGCGGCCGUCAAGCACUCUGGGAGGGGCGCCCUGGUCACAGGGGCCGUGGCCUUCGUCGGGGGCCUGGUUGGAGGCCCACCCGGACUAGCUGUUGGGGGGGCCGUCGGGGGUCUAUUAGGUGCAUGGAUGACAAGCGGACAGUUUAAGCCAAUUCCUCAGAUCCUAAUGGAGCUGCCACCCGCUGAGCAGCAAAAGCUCUUUAAUCAAGCCACCGCCAUCGUCAGGCACCUGGAGUGGAUGGACGCCGUGCAGCUGACCACGCUGGUCAUGGGCAGUGAGGCCCUGCAGCAGCAGCUGCUGGCGAUGCUGGUGAACUAUGUCACCAAGGAGCUCCAGGCCGAAGUUCAGUACGAUGACUAGGUCGUUCCUCCUGGGACGCAGGGGUCUCGUGUACGUGAUUCAGACCCACAGAAGGGGACAGGGGGUUUGGGAAAGCCCCACAUCAUCAGUGUGUUACCUUGCGUGGAAUGAAAGCUGCUGGAGAGGUUACUGCGGCGCGGUAUCAUGCUCUGGAGAUUAUUUAUGAAGAUGUCGUGUUUUGGGGUUGCGCGCACUAAUAUGCACUGACCACCCUGUGGCUGGAAGGCUGGUGAAGAGCGACAUCAGUGACAGCUUUCCGGGUCCACUGUUACUCACAAGGCAGUGUGGCGGAAGGCCCUUGUGUUCCACCUCCCCACCUGUGAAGGAGUCCUGUCCUAAGCACCUGUUAGAGGACGCCUGUCCUAAGCACCUGUUACGGGACCUGUUCCUCCCCUGGGGCCCUGGGUCUCAGGACCUGGGAGCUGGCCCAUGAGGGAAUCACAUUUCCCUCAUGUGCCCCUUCCCUGGCCAGUGACUUCCAAGUGUCCCUUCCACGGAGGGGCGGUCGGCAUGUUGAGUGAAGCCACAACAUCAAGGCCCCCAGCCCUUCUCCCACGUGGCAUACCUGGGCUCUCACCGUCCCAGGGGCUUACUCUCCCCAUCUGAAAAGUCGUGGUAGUUCUUGAGGUUUGCUUUUCAAAUUAAGUACUUUCAGUAAAAAGUGUUGCUCUUUCUGAAUUGAUAGAAUCUAGGAAAUGCGUCCACCCUAAAUUCUCCCUUAAUACUAUAUUCACUUUGUUUUCGGAACCGUAACUUGACUAGGUGUUAUCAAAUUGCAAUAAAUGUUUUCUGAACAGGC
Molecule: messenger RNA, 1513 nt
Organism: Panthera uncia (snow leopard)
Lineage: Eukaryota; Metazoa; Chordata; Mammalia; Carnivora; Felidae
Product: protein C19orf12 homolog
Exons: 3
Coding region: 289-714 (141 amino acids)
Source: RefSeq, a predicted model, not a curated record